Messenger RNA from Lolium perenne, 2307 nucleotides. Its product is annotated as 65-kDa microtubule-associated protein 3. Gene Ontology annotation, molecular function: microtubule binding. The record is from RefSeq and is a predicted model, not a curated record. NCBI's taxonomy places the organism in Eukaryota, Viridiplantae, Streptophyta, Magnoliopsida, Poales, Poaceae. Gene Ontology annotation, biological process: microtubule cytoskeleton organization. Gene Ontology annotation, cellular component: cytoplasm; spindle.
CCCAGUCCCCCGCCAUAGUAUAACGGUCACCCCAGGGAGACCCCAACCUCGCCACCAGCCUCGUCGAUCUCCUCCGCCUCCCGCAGUCCCGGUGCUCCCUCACCAAACCCUACACCGUCGUCUCCGCUCCUGCAGCGCCGCAGCGGCGGAAGGCCCGCCUCUGAUCCGCCGCAGCCAUCGCACCGCCGCUUCCGUUUUCCGCCGCGAAGCACGCCCGAGACGCCACCUCCGCGGCCCCCGUACUCCGCCACCAAGCACGCCCCCGACGCUACCUCCGCCGCGGCCGCGACUCGCCGACGCUACCUCCGCCGCGGCCGCGCUUCUCCGGCGGCACCUUCGCCGCGGCCGUGCCUCUCCGACGGCACCUCCGCCGCGGCCGCGCCUCUCCGACGGCACCUCCGCCGCGGCCGCGCCUCUCCGACGGUACCUCCGCCGCGGCCGCGCCUCUCCGAAGGCACCUCCGCCGCGGCUGCGCUUCUCCGACCGCACUUCUGCCGCGGCUGUGCCUCUCCUACAGCACCUCCGCUCCAGAUAAGGACUCGGACUUCGUCGCUUCGUCCUCAGGCUCAGCAACCCUCCCGUCUUCAACCUCAUCGAACCUGGCUAGAUAGAUACCUUCAAAUGGAGCAAAUCGAGGAUAGCCUUGGCAAUUUCUCAGGAAGUGAUCUAUUCCCUGAGAAUUCGUUUCCUUCAGUUACCAAAACCAGGAUGGUUAAAAUUCACCCCGAGUCUUUGCAAAACAUAAUGCAUGUCCUUGAGGUUGAGUACCACAGAAUCUGUGACGAGCUUGGUGAAAAUGAAAGGAAAAACAAGAUUGAGAUUUCUGGUUCACUAGAAGUUAAACUGGAUUAUAUGUUGAACAAUCUGCAAGAGGCUAGAAAGAAAAGGAGGGGGAGGUGGGAUGAAUUUGUGGAUGUUAUACACCAGUUAGAGGGUUAUUCGAGCUCCAUGCGCCCUGUUCAGUUCAGACCGUCAGCUGUUCUGCUGUCUCAUAGACCCAAUUUGUCCUUGAAACGACUGAGAGAGCUGAAGUAUUUGCUGAAGUUGUUUCAAAAGGAUAAGAAUACUCCCAGACACUUCAAAGCUAUAUACUUGUUAUGUGAUGAUCUGAAUCUUGACUUUGCUGAAGAGAUAUUCAAAAGUGACAAGGAAGAUGAUGGCUCGACAGUUUUUAUGUUAGAGGACGUGGUGAAAAGGUUGGAGGUGCUAAAGAAAGAGAGAUUAACAAAUACUGCUAAUGAUAGUAACGUGGAAAGAAAGUUGAUGGAGGAAAUUUCGAAGAAGAAGAAAGUGCUCUCAGAACUUGUGAGCCAAAGCCAUUUGAAUGCACAAGAUUAUGAACUCGACUUCAGCAUGCAUGAUGUGAAAGCAGGAAAAGAGGACGCAACGUUGAUCAUCAAGAAGCUGCACGGUUUAAUAAUGAAGCUGAAAAAAGAACUUAAACUGAGAAAAGACAUUAUUGAUGGGGCUGAGAAGAUUCUUAACACACGUAGUGAGGAGAUUCAGCUUCUAAGUUUCAGAAGUGAAAUAGGAGCGCUGCUGGAGAAGCUAGAUACCUGGGAGAGCUAUCAUAAGAAGGAGUUUAUGUACAAUAAGAUGCAUCUGAAGACAGAAUUACUGAUGAGAAUGCAGGAGGUGGUACCUAGCAGUCCAAGACUAAGCCAAACAUGUGAGGACCACGAGGAUAUUUCCAUGUCUCCAUCGAUAAGUCCACCUUCAUCAGCAUCUGUGUCUAGCUCAGACUGCAAGAGCAAUGAUUCAGAUUACAGUCCAUCUUUAUCAGCAUCUGAGUCUAGCGAAGACCGCAAAGAUUCGGAUUACAGUCCGGAUUCAUCCCAGUCUGAUGAUAACAUGCAGGACUUUGUAGUUCCAGAAACCGAUUCUGAUUCUGAAGAUGCUUAGUUUGUUAGAAGCAAAAGUUAGGAGAUUCACUAUCUAGGAUGUUCAGUUGUUCACCUCUGGUGACCUCCAGUCUAGGAAUAAGAACUGUUUUGCAGUGUCACAUGUUUACCGUUUUGAGGUUGCCCAGCAUUAUGAUGCCCCCUGAACCUGCAAAACACUCAUAAUAUGUGCUCCAAGCAUACUGUAGCUUCAUCCCGUGUAAAGGAGGCUUUUUUUUUUGUACUGAUAGCUUGUAUAGUUAAAUUUGUAGUGCCGUUUGGUUGGCUGAGAGAUGAAUCUCCAUACCUGUGGUUGCAUUGUGAGAAAAGGAGGCAUCACAGUAGCAAUGAUUUGGGUUAUGAGGGAUUGGAGAAGCUGUUACACUUGUUCUUGACUUUGGAUAUAUGGAUAACUGGUCUUGUAUUA